AUGUGGCCGUCUCAAGCCUCCGGUAUACAGAUCAGUGACGAGGUUGUGAAGGGCUUCCAAGAGAUUCGCACCCGCCAUCAGGGCAGUGAUCCAAAUGAAAGGUACAAACUGCUUGUCUUCCGUGUUAGUGAUGACGAGAAAUUCAUAAUCGUGGACCAAGAAGUCUCUCUGAAGAUGAAGGAUCUGAAAGAUUCUGAAGACAUCUUCAAGUCGAUCGUUAAUGUGUUUCCAACAAAUGAGUGCCGCUACGCCUUGUACGACUGUACCUAUGAGAACAAGGAGAGUGUAAAGGAGGACCUUGUAUUCAUAAUGUGGGCUCCUGAAACUGCACCACUUAAGAGCAAAAUGGUGUAUGCCAGCUCAAAGGGUUCUCUCAGAUCCAAGCUACAAGGGCUGAAAAUUGAAUGGCAAGUGAAUGACCUUUCAGAUAUUAAAGACACAAGUGCUUUUUUGGAGAAGUUGGGAGGACGGCAGUCAAUCAAGUCACUGGAGGGGAAGACUCUGUAA
Chanos chanos (milkfish) is the source of this 507-nucleotide messenger RNA. RefSeq names its product cofilin 1 (non-muscle), like (gene cfl1l). NCBI's taxonomy places the organism in Eukaryota, Metazoa, Chordata, Actinopteri, Gonorynchiformes, Chanidae. The coding region runs from base 1 to 507 and encodes 168 amino acids. Gene Ontology annotation, molecular function: actin binding. Gene Ontology annotation, biological process: actin filament depolymerization. The record is from RefSeq and is a predicted model, not a curated record. The transcript is spliced from 4 exons. Gene Ontology annotation, cellular component: actin cytoskeleton.